AUGGCCCAGCAAAGUCAGGAGGCCAAGGGCGCCGAUCCGGACAGCAAUCCCGGUUCUGUUGAGCCCAACGCCAUGGCAUCGACUGAGGCUUCCGACAAGGAGCUCAGCCUGGAGCUGGCUGCCGGCUAUGGCACCCGCUCUCGCAAUCGGAAUGGCAAUUCACGGAUUAAUUACGCCGAGGACCGUGACUAUGACGCCGAAAUGUAUGAUUAUGAUCACGCGGACGCCAAAAAGUCGGCGCGCCAGACGCAGGCUGCUUCCCAGUGCGAUCGUGGUAACGCGACUUCGCGCAAGGCGUCAGGUGAGGAUGCGAAACCAGCCGCAUCCCAAAACGGGUCCAAAGAGCAGACUCCCAGCCGACAAAACGCGUCGCAAUCAAAAGAACAGACGACGGUCUCGACCCAGCCGUCAAGGAAGCGCAAGGCUGCGACUGCGGCGCAACAGGCAUCCAGCACCGGUGGUAGCACGCCAGCUGGCGCCACCGCGUCCAAGCGAGCAGCCUCGUCCGCACAGAAUUCAUCGUCAACGUUUCCGUGGCCCGAAACGAAUGUGCUAUCAUUUUCAGACACCGAGGCACGCCUGCAGCAAGGCGACCGACUGGUCGCCGACGAUGGGACAACUUUGGAGGCAAAUGAUCAGGUCUACUUGGUGUGCGAGCCAGCUGGCGAGCCAUACUACCUUGCUCGCAUCAUGGAGUUCCUCCACGUCGGCGGCAAGAAGACCAACCCGGUGCAUUCUAUCCGCGUCAAUUGGUUCUACCGGCCCAAAGAUAUUGGCCGUCGAUAUGACGAUAUGCGGCUGGUUUUUGCGACGAUGCACUCCGAUAUCCAGUCCUUGACCUCGCUCCGCGGCAAAUGUCGGAUUCUUCAUCGUGCCGAAAUCAGCAACCUGGACGACUAUCGACGCACGCCCGACUGCUUCUGGUAUGAAAAGCUGUAUGACAGAUACAUCCAGAAGAACUACGACCUGAUCCCGACGUCUCAAAUUGUCAACGUGCCCGAAAAGGUCAAGAAGGUGCUAGAUGAGCGCUGGCGGUUUGUGCUAGUCGAGCAGGGGCGUGGCAAGGAGCUCACUAGCGCCGUCAAGACAUGCAAGCGUUGCUCCAACUAUUGCGCCAGCAAUAACUCGGUGGAUUGCGCCGUGUGUCAUAAAACGUACCACAUGGAGUGCGUCCGGCCACCCUUGCUCAAGAAGCCGUCCCGUGGGUUUGGCUGGUCAUGUGCCGCGUGCAGUCGUAAGCAGGAAAUUGCACUCGAGGCUCGACACACGCCAAAUUUGUACGGCGACGCCGAGGAAGAAGAGCACUUGGAAGAGGAAGAAGAGGAGAUCCAAGCGGCUGCUACGGAUCGCUCGAUCUCUGUGGACGCAAAUGAAGAUGCACCCCACGAGGCUACCGCGGAGCAAGUCCACAAUGCCAAGUUAUGGCCAUGGCGGUACCUCGGCAUACAUUGCAAGGUCGAGGAUGUGCUGGACUACGAUGACCGUAUCCAUCCUCGCGCCGGCACCAGAAUUGGACCUCGCCAUCAGGCAGUGGUUCUGCCUUGGCCCGGGAGGCCAGUUCAGUACGUGAAACCGCCCGAGAAGAAGAAAGGCAAGAAAGCCGCUGCCGCCGCGAUCAUUCCUGCCGCUGAGCAGUACCCCAACGGACAACGGCCAGUAUGGGUACAGGACAUGCCACCGGGGUACAUCACGCGAGGUGAAGAUUCAGUCGAUCCAAACGACCCGAAUGCAUCUGCAAAGCUCAUUUGGAGACCGCCACCAGAGGGCGAUGUCGACGGCAAAAUCAAGAAAUUUGUCGAGGAGGCCAGAAGCAUGGCCAAAAGCCUCGGGUUACCAGAGAGGUCGACCAACGUCCAGGACGUGGCCUUGGAGCAUCUAUACCGAAAAGACUACUCGCCAGAAAAAGCGAAGAAAGCCCUUGCUGCCACACCAAAGGCCGACUUCAACGAGCCGUUACCCACAGCGACUGAGCAGAAGAAGUUCGACGAGGCCAUUGGCAAGUACGGUUCGGAGCUUUGGUCUGUGAAAAGGCAUGUUAAGACCAUGAAACCCGGCCACAUCACUCGGUACUACUACACGUGGAAGAAGACCGACCGAGGCCAGGCCAUCUGGAGCAACGUCACAGGACGAAAGGCCAAGAAGGAAGCCAAGCAAGCUGCUGUCGCAGCCCACAAGCUAGCCGACGAUGUUGCCGACGCAGAGGAUGACUCUGCCUUCGAUUCCGGUAAAGCGUCCGAGAUGAAGAAGAACUUCAUGUGUCAAUUCUGCCACUCUACGUCCUCCCGGCGCUGGCGUCGCGCGCCCAACGCUGCGGCUGGUCUCGUCAACGAGAAUGGCGUCAAGGCGACGAGCAAAGACAAAGGCACGCAGUAUCUUCAGGCGCUCUGCACUCGUUGCGCUGAAUUGUGGAGGCGUUAUGCGAUCAGGUGGGAAGAUUAUGAGGAGCUCGCCAAGAAGGCCGGCGCGACAGGGAACAAGGCUUGGAAGCGCAAGCUCGAUGAAGAAUUCGUCAAGGAACUUGAAGCUGCGAGCUCUCGGGGCAUUUCCACGCCUGAUCGCCCGGAAAGCCCUGUCCAAAAUGCCGUCAACGGCUCUGAGCCGCCUAGGAAGAAGCUCAAGAGCAAUGACAAGGACCCGGAAUCGGAUGGUGGCAGUGGCACAAGCCUCACCAAGAAGAAGGAAAAGGUCGUCCCCGAGGAGCCUGUCAUUCCUCCAAUGCCUCAACCUCGCACACUGCCGUGCGCUAUCUGCGAUCAGCUGGAGCCUCUUUCCGACCACGUUGCGUGUCGUGAGUGUCGGCUCUCCGUUCAUCGCCAGUGCUACGGCGUCGUGGACGGUCGGAACGCCGGCAAAUGGACCUGCGACAUGUGCGUCAACGACAGAAACCCGCAAGUGUCGACGUCCUACAGAUGCGUGCUCUGUCCAGUGGAGCAUACCGAACAUGAGCUGAUCGAGCAACCGAAGCUGACACACCACAAAAAGAAGAUGUCAGACAAGGACCGAGAAAGGGAGAAACUCGAGGUGCAGCAAGCACGCAAAGCGCUGGAACUGUACCGCAAGCAGCAGGAAGAGCUCAACCGCCCUCUUGGGCCACGGGAACCUCUCAAGCGGACUGCCGACAACAACUGGGUGCAUGUAUCGUGCGCAGUGUUCACACCCGAGGUCAAAUUUGGGAAUGCCAAGGCCAUGGAGCCCUCGGAAGGGAUCCCUUCCAUUGCACGCACCAGGUACGAAGAGACGUGCAGCGCCUGCAACAUCCCGUCUGGUGCUUGCGUGGGCUGCAUGGUUUGCAAGGCUUCAUAUCACGUUGAAUGUGCGCACAAGCAAGGCCACCAGCUUGGCUUCGAGCUGCUGCCCGUGAAAGGCUCACGCAGAGACCAGUCACUUCUCGUUACUAUCGACGGCGUAGCUGGAGUGCUGUCGCCCGGCCUCUGCUGCAAGGAUCACCCCCCGGCCAAGACGAACGCGCUCACGCAUCAAAUGCACGGCCGGACCGAUAAUCCUGCGCUGAGCGUGAUACAACUCUAUGUCCAGACAUACAAGCAAGCAGACUUGGCCUUGACGGGGACUGUGCGCAAAGCCAACACUGUGACCAUGGCGGCCAAGAUAUCCGCCACGGCUCUUCAGCCAGGACUGCGACGGCUUUCGACCACGACCACGACUGUGAGCAACGGCGCGACUGGCCAGCGCAACGGAGUCGCCCCCGAGACUUCGACCGACAAGAAGGCUGGCGAGAAGGUGUGCAUCAGUUGCGGAGUCGACACAAGCCCCCGAUGGUGGCCUAUCGACGCUGCGACCAGAGCUGGAGGCAGAGGUCCCUUCCAUACCAUGUUGAACGGUGUGCACUUGGGCGAGGAGGCAGAGAAAUAUGCUUCCCAACGGACAGUGCAGUGUCACAAAUGCCACGCCGCCAAGAUUCCAAUGCGGCCCAAGUCGCCUGUUGCCCUCUUGUCGCAGCCACCGCGUCCGAGAUCGAGAGCUGACCUCCCUGAGGCGGGCAUUGUUGCUGCAUCAGCUGCUGCACUCCGCAGUCCUGAGAGACGGGCACACAAUGUCGAGAGCAGAGAAGCCCGUUCGCUUCUCCAAGGGUGGCUGCCGCCCGCGUCUUUAUCACACACUCGAACGGGCCUCAACGGCCGGCUCACGCACAUCCUGGGUACUCCCCAAUCUCAGCCCACGGGCCACCUCCAGGCGGCGUGCCAUCGCAGCCCCUCCAAGCCCCCCAAGCGCCUUCGUACCAUGACUGGCCACCGCGCCCACCAAGCCAACAUGGCUCUCCACCGAGGCAUCUGA
This is a messenger RNA of Emericellopsis cladophorae, 4293 nucleotides long. Its product is annotated as Lid2 complex component-like protein. The transcript has 6 exons. Bases 1 to 4293 code for a protein of 1430 amino acids. Gene Ontology annotation, cellular component: Lid2 complex. The record is from RefSeq and is a predicted model, not a curated record. Gene Ontology annotation, molecular function: chromatin binding; ubiquitin-protein transferase activity. Gene Ontology annotation, biological process: histone catabolic process. NCBI's taxonomy places the organism in Eukaryota, Fungi, Ascomycota, Sordariomycetes, Hypocreales, Bionectriaceae.